Molecule: messenger RNA, 3052 nt
Organism: Gadus morhua (Atlantic cod)
Lineage: Eukaryota; Metazoa; Chordata; Actinopteri; Gadiformes; Gadidae
Gene: acvrl1
Product: activin A receptor like type 1
Exons: 10
Coding region: 597-2099 (500 amino acids)
Biological process (GO): transforming growth factor beta receptor signaling pathway; protein phosphorylation; cellular response to growth factor stimulus
Cellular component (GO): BMP receptor complex; plasma membrane
Molecular function (GO): transmembrane receptor protein serine/threonine kinase activity; ATP binding
Source: RefSeq, a predicted model, not a curated record
GAACACAUUCCAUUAGACCCCGUCCACAUCCACACAAUAAGGGGUGGGACGUGAAAACUAUAUCAAAUAUGUAAUCUUUCGGUCAGAUCAGGAACAUAAGGAGAAUGCUCGUGCUUAAUGAGACAGAACGGCGAUUUUAGUUUUCCCCGAAGCGGAAGAUAAGUUAUGCAGCAAACUUCAGCUUCGAGUCGAGUGUUUAUCAGCGCAGAUUUGGGCUGAGAUAUGUAGCCUCCUCCAUCCGUAUCGCCCACGAGCCGAGGUGGUCAGUCCCGAUAACUGGCACAUCUUAGACAUUGAAUCGUAAAUCUAUUCGCGAAUUGACACUUUUUUUUCCCGGAGAAAAUGGAAUAAGAAGAUAGAAAGUUGUGGAAUUAUAGAGAAACAUGGCUGGUGCGUGCUCGCGCCGCGCGUAACGUAUCCAAGGUGUUAGAUCAGAACAAGGAAACCAUGCGAUUUGGGUUUGAUUCAUCAAGAUUGAUGUAGAAGAAUCUUUGAUUUUAAUGAUAUUCCGUCUACAAACAAGUCUUUCAGCCAUCUGUUGAAAUGGGGGUAUAAGGCUUAUUUGUGUCAAAGUGAAGAGCGAGUGGAAUACAGUGAUGGGGAGGUCUGCUCUGCUUGUAUUCCUGCUACUGGCUGUGAUGUCUCUCUUCACCCGUGCGGUCCAUGCAGUUGAUGAAGCUGAGGCGAAUCUGCUGUGUGUGUGUGACAACCGCAAAGGAACGUGCAGCAGCAACGCGACCUGUAGAGGAGACGUGUGUUUCCACUCCACGGUGAACCUAGAGGAGGAACGAGGUUGCUUCUCCCACAGGAACCGCAAGGAGAACUGCGGCUCUAGUUUUGACGGCUUUUAUAUCCACUGCUGCUACACAGACCGCUGCAAUGCCUUAACCACGCCACCGCCCAAAAUAGUACCUCCAGAGAAGAGCCUUGUACUGUGGAUCGCAGUGCCUCUCGCGUUGGCCUUCAUCACGGGUGUAGCUCUAUGUACCCUGAGGCUGUGGCUGCGCUCUCAACGGACGCACUGCAGACUUCUGGGUAAGGAGAAGGGCCGUGAUUUAACCAUGGUGAAAGUGGCCAGCGGAGAAGAUCCAACGUACGGGGAGCUCUUUGAUGAGUUCUGUACGUCAGGAAGUGGCACCGGGCUGCCCUACCUGGUUCAGAGGACCAUGGCCAGACAGAUCUCCUUGGCAGAGUGUGUCGGUAAAGGGCGGUAUGGAGAGGUGUGGAGGGGCACCUGGAUGGGAGAGAGCGUGGCCGUGAAGAUCUUCUCCUCCAGGGAUGAACAGUCGUGGUUCAGGGAGACCGAGAUCUACAACACUGUCCAGCUCCGACACGACAACAUCCUGGGUUUCAUAGCAUCAGACAUGACCUCCAAGAACUCCAGCACCCAGCUGUGGCUCAUCACCCACUUCCACGAGCUGGGCUCUCUGUACGACGUGCUGCAGUACAGCGCCUUGGACCCGGAGAGCUGCCUACAGAUGUGUCUCUCCAUAGCCUGUGGGCUGGUGCACCUCCACACAGAGAUCUUCAGCUCACAGGGCAAGCCGGCCAUCGCCCACCGGGACCUGAAGAGCCGCAACAUCCUGGUCAAGAGGAAUAGACAGUGCUGCAUCGCUGACCUUGGUUUGGCAGUGAUCCAUUCGCAGUCCAACGACGAUCUGGACGUGGGGAACAACCCCCGCGUCGGAACCAAGCGCUACAUGGCCCCCGAGGUCCUUGACGAGACCAUCUGCGUUGACAUCUUUGAGUCCUACAAGCAGACGGAUAUCUGGGCGCUGGGACUCGUCUUCUGGGAAAUUACCCGAAGGACCAACGUCAAUGGCAUCGUGGAAGAGUACCAGCCUCCCUUCUUUGACAUGGUGCCCUCAGACCCCAGCUACGAAGAGAUGAAGAAGGUGGUGUGUGUAGACCAGCAGAGACCAAGCCCGCACAACAGGCUGCACUCACACCCGAUCCUCUCCAGUGUUGUGAAGAUCAUGAAGGAGUGCUGGUCCCAGUGCCCGGCGGCCCGUCUCACAGCGCUGCGCGUGAGGAAGACGCUGUCUAAACUGGACCUCGUCCAUGACUAUGCAUUAGACAAGCUCAAGCAGGACCUCUGAACCCGCUUCAGGAGAAGCAGUCAACAAACUUUUUUUGUCAGAUUCCUGCGGGACUAGAUGCCUACAAUUAGCAUAUUGUUUGACUUGCGCAGUCACUACAAUUUCGCUAAACGAUUGGCUUUCAGCUAUGGUGUCUAGACGAUCGAGCCCCUGGAGGCUCUUUCUUCCGCCUAGCCUACUUUUCAGUCUACUAUAUUUCCAGCACUAUAGCCCACUCCCACAGAUGAUGCGGUUUACCACUUGAGUCAUAUUUCCUCUUUUUGUUGUUAUCUGCCAAGACUGUAGACGCAAAGAGGCCAUGAAAGCACCUGGACACAGCUAAAUAUCUCCACUAAUGUUAGGCUUUAUUGUGUACUGAAACAUGGUGCUCCCAUUUCAAUGAAGCUUCUUGAGUAACGUCAUGACUUCAACAGAAACAUAAAGCAAUAAUCCUGUCAUAGCACUCAUCCUCCAAGCAGUUAUGAUGAAGACUUAUUAUUUUACUAUUAUCAUUUAAUUGUUAUCCUCUUUUUUAUUUUGUUUUUCUUUUUUCUUUAAUAGUUGACCUAUUUUUCUUAUUCAGAUUUGUAUCUCGUAAAGCACUCAUAUAGGCCUAUCUACAUCGAAACGCUGUUCUGUGGAUGACCAGUAGAGGUCAUUAGAAAAUAGGGAUUUUACAGCAGUGCUGCGUGCAAGGAUGAUUCACACAAAUGCGUUCUAUCUUUUAAUUGAUUUAAGCGCCUCAAUAGGCAUCUCGAUCGAUAAAUAUAAAUAUAUAUAUUUUUGUAUUUUCUUUUGCAUCCAAAGAAGUCAUCGAAAAGUCCCACUUGUUCUAUAUGUCUAUUUAAAAAUAAACGCAUAUCGACACAUCAAUAGAUAUGAAAUCACAUGGUGGUAUCGAGAUACCUAUGCCUUAUCUCACAUGUAUGCUCCACUCAGCGUAGGAGAAUAAAGAUAUAUUAAAUGCAAAAAUA